Messenger RNA from Magallana angulata, 7575 nucleotides. RefSeq lists its product as uncharacterized. NCBI's taxonomy places the organism in Eukaryota, Metazoa, Mollusca, Bivalvia, Ostreida, Ostreidae. The record is from RefSeq and is a predicted model, not a curated record.
AGACUCCUGUUUUGGUAGCUGUCAGUUUCCAAGUGCUUGGGAUUCUGAAUGGUAUGACAGUGAUAAUCAAGAAAUCACAUUCAACUUGACGAAAAAUAAGGUGCAAUCCGGAUGGACGGUAACGGUUCAUGGAACUACAAUCACAUCCUGGACCUGCCAGACCAAUACCACACACCAACUAUCUUCUUUUUCUAGCCGAUCAACAAGUCGAAGUAUCUGGAACAAAGUACAAUGUAUUCAAAUGUAUACGGUAUGAGAGAAUAACGGAUUACUCAUACAAGUACUACAUUUAUAACGAUUUGGAAAUCAAUGCAGGGAAUGUCAGGCUAAUAAUAGAGAAAUACGACCCCUCCGUAUAUUCUUUUAACUUAUCAGCUCUUUGCAACCCUUCUUCACCCCCAACAGUGGAAGAAUUUCAUAUGAUUGUCAAAAAGGGACAUGAAAACAGUGUUGGCCAGUGGUGUCCGACUUUUCUCCUCGGUGCGUUUAGUUACACACAUAAUACAGGAAGUGUCGUAACUUGCAACACCGCCUCUAACUUGGAUGUGUGCGCAAACUGGACCACUCUCACUUUUGACUACGCCAAAUGUCCAACAGUUCAAGCAUUUUCAGCGGAGGGAACAGUGGAUUGUCUUUAUACUCAGGCUGUUGGAUCUGUUUCAUAUGUUUCUGUAUUGAACAAGGGAACUGUCGACUACUCUGCGUACGAAAGAUUCACAUGUUUGGCUUUUGAGAACACUGGGAGCAUCAUAAAAGUCAGUGACAGCGCUGGCAGUUGUAAUGUUGGACAGUCUCCCACGGUGAAGCAACCAGAUGGAUCUGGAACACUGGAAUUGACACCAAAACAAUCCUGUUAUGGAAACUGCUCCCUUCCAAACAAUUGGGACUCUAGCUGGAUUGACAGUGGUCACGGCCAAAUCACUUUCAACCAAUCAGACGCUCGUAUUGUGUCUGGCUGGUCAGUGAUGGUGUAUGGAACAACCGUGUCUUCUUGGACCUGCCAGGCAUCUAAUUUAUCCUCCUCCUCGGACUCGGGAUAUUCUUUAUUCAAAGCUGAUACAACGGUGUCUAGUGAUGGCAAAAAAUACAAUGUCUUCCGUUGCAUUGAAUGGACAAAAAUCACUAACAACUCGUUUUAUUACUAUAUUCAACAAGAUGAAAAUGCCCUGACGAACAAUGAGCGGUAUUUUGUCGAGGAACACAAUCCUUACGUAAAUUCCUGGGAUUUAGAAGUGUACUGCCAACCGACCACUCCCCCUCCCCCAGAGGAAUAUCACGUUUUAGUUCAGCAAGGGUAUGAGACAAGUGUCAAGCAGUGGUGCCCAGUGCCACUUAGAGCUACAUUCACUUAUGUUCACAAUGAUGGCGCCACAUCAACAUGCGGGGGCGGAUCCAGUCUAAGUCUUUGCCCAGACUGGUCUACCAUGACCUUUGAUUACAACCUCUGUUCUACCGAACAAGCCUUUUCAAAGGAAGGAAAUGUUCACUGUGUACAUUCAGUGUUUGAUGGAACAGCUUUCCACACAACUGUUAUCAACCCAGGAGAUGUCUCUCAGUCCAGCCAUCAUCGAUUCUCCUGUUUUACCACCAAGACAGAAGGAUCUACGAUAUUCAUGAGUGACAGUGAGGGGAGUUGUACCAAGGGACAAGAUGCCAAAAUAAAACAAAACGAUGGGUCCGGAACACUUACUCUGACUUCAAAUAGUUCAUGUUAUGGGGCGUGCUCCUUCCCCCCUCUGUGGGACGGGGAAUGGUACGACAGUCUACAUGGGGACGUGACCUUCAACAGUACACUCAGCACUGUGGCGGGAUGGGCCUACACUGCUUACAACCAGCUCGUGACCCCGUUCACGUGCGUGUCAGAAAACACCACCAACAACCAGCUUCUAUUUAUUGGUGACCAGAAGAUCAACGUUUUCAGUAGUUUAUUCAACGUGUUUGUUUGCAUUCGGUGGAUCAAGAUCACAGAUUAUUCGUAUUAUUUUUACGUGCCCCAAGACGUAGAACCAAAUAUAAAGGGUAAAAGAAGAGCGAUAGUGAGGAUUAAUAAUCCAUCCGUGACCUCAUUUUCAACUGCUGAUUACUGCAAAGCAGCUGGGCCAGAUAUUGAAGAAUAUCAUGUUUUAGUCAAGAAAGGGUACGAGGCCUCGACUGUUCAAUGGUGCCCAACCCCACUGUUAGGAAGGUUUACUUACGUCCACAAUGACGGUACGUCCGACUCUUGUUCCGCAUCUUCUGAGCUCCAAGUGUGCCCCUCUUGGACUAAGAUGACGUUUGAUUACACCAAGUGUACUAGAAAGCAAGCGUUUUCAAAUGAAGGGGUCGUUGAUUGUGUCCAAACGAUUAAGAAGGAUGAUACCUAUUUUACGACUGUAUUGAACAUCGGAAGUGUUGAUUACACCAACUAUUACAGAUUUUCUUGCUUUGCUAUCACUGUCUCGGAUGGGUUGGUAUAUAUGAGUGAUAGUAAAGGAAGCUGUGAAGCAAAUCAAACGUCAACAGUUAAACAGACAGACGGAAGUGGUACCCUUGUGCUUACUAAACAAGAAAGUUGCUACGGAAAUUGUGUAUUUCCAUCAACGUGGAAUUCUACCUGGUACGACAGCAGUAUGGGUGACGUCAUAAUGAGUAAUUCAUCCUCAGCCAUUACGUCAGGAUGGACAGUAACAGCUUAUACCGUACCCGUCACAUCAUGGACUUGUGUAUCUGAAAAUACAACAGACAGUAUCAUGCUCUUUAAGGGAGAUCAAGUUGUGGAAGUUAGUCCAGGUGUUAAAAAGAAUGUUUUCCGAUGCAUUCAGUGGAAAAGGAUAUCAGAUGAGUCUUACUUCUAUUACAUUAAACACGACUUGAAUUCAGAUGCUCAAAAUAGACGCAUUGGUGUGGGAGGCUAUGAUCCAUCUGUGACGUCAUUUGACAUAAGCACUUACUGUACUCCUACGUCACCACCUGGAGUUGAAGAGUUUCACAUGCUAGUUAAAGAAGGGGCUGGACCGGAAAUAAGACAGUGGUGUCCGAAUGCUUUCCUUGGGAAAUCCUCGUACACUCACAACACUGGAAGUUCGCAAACUUGUGCUUCUUCGUCUGAAUUGAGCACUUGCUCAGACUGGAGGACAAUGAUAUUUGAUUACACAAAGUGUUCCACUGUUCAGGCAUUCUCAUCGGAAGGAACAGUACACUGUGUCAAUACUAUUCAAUCUGGCUCGACUUUCUACACAUCACUGUAUAAUCCGGGUACCGUGGACGGGACGUCAUUCCACAGAUUCACCUGUUUUGCUUCAAGUGUCUCCCCCUCUGGGAUACUGGUGUCGGACAGCGCUGGAAGUUGCCAGAUGAACCAGUCUCCUACUAUCAAAGCUACCGACGGAAGUGGAACACUUACUGUUACUCAGAAUCAGAAUUGCUAUGGAAGCUGCAGCUUGCCUUCUACCUGGGAUGGUAAGUGGUAUGAUAGUGGUCUGGGUGAUAUCAUCUUCAGUCACUCCUCGCACAAUGUACAGGGGUGGGCCAUGACCGUCCAUGGCCAGGCCGUAACAUCGUGGACCUGUCAAACACAGAAAAACACCGAUAACUUACUGCUCUUCAAAUCUGACCAGAUUAUUGAAGUCAAUGGAGUGAUGAAGAAUGUAUUUAGGUGCAUCAAGUGGACAAACAUCACCGAUAACUCUUACCAUUACUAUGUGUUAAAUGAUGUUGAGAGUAAUGCGGGGAAUCAGAGAGUCAAAAUAGAGGACCACGACCCGUCUGUACAGUCGUGGAACAUCAGUGACUACUGUACCCCAACCUCAGCCCCUGUAACGGAGGAGUACCACGUGAUCGUCAAAGAAGGCCAGGAGAGUUCAGUCAAACAAUGGUGUCCAAUACCUCUAAUUAGUAACUUUACUUACACUCACAAUGAUGGAUCCAUUACUUCAUGUAGCGCCUCGUCUGCUCUCAGCGUUUGUCCUUCCUGGAAUACUUUGACAUUCGACUAUUCCAAUUGCUCAACGGAACAGAUUUUCUCAAAAGAGGGAGUUGGUUACUGUGUUCAGACCAUUACAAAAGGAAAUACAUUUUACACCAGUGUUCUUAAUCCGGGUGAUGUAACCGGCGUGGGACACCACCGAUUCACGUGUUUGGCUAUCAGUUUAUCAGGAUCGCAGAUACAAAUAAGUGACAGUGCUGGAAGCUGUGAGGCUGGUCAGACAGCAACGGUCAAAGCCUCGGAUGGAAGUGGUCUGUUGACAUUAACAUCAACUGGGUCCUGUUAUGGAAAUUGCAUGUUUCCGUUGGAUUUUGCGGGAACUUGGCUUGACAGUAGAACAGAUUCAGUAGAAUUCGUGUACGACCAUUCUCGAGUUUCCUCAGGAUGGGCCAUGACAAUCAGCAACAAUACAGUCUCAUCAUGGACGUGCAUGUCAGAUGACACCAACAGUCAACUUUUACUUCUAAAGUCUGACACCAUAUUGGAAAUCAAUGGACUGAAAAAGAAUGCAUUUAUAUGUAUAGACUGGAAGAAAAUAACAAGCAACUCAUAUAGAUAUUAUAUAAAAAAUGAUGAAAACCCUAACGCCAGUAGUGAACGUGUCAGUAUAGAGGACCACGAUCCAUUUGUUACAGACUGGAAUAUAAAUAGUUAUUGUAAUCCAAGCAAUGGGCCGACGAUAGAGCAAUUCCAUAUGAUUGUCAAACAAGGUCAGGAGACAACAGUUAAACAAUGGUGCCCGAAUCCCUUACUAGGGACGUUUUUCUACACCGUCGACAAUGGAACCACCCAGACCUGUGGAAACGGCUCCCGGGUCGACGUGUGUGCUACUUGGACUACGAUGACGUUCGAUUACACUAAAUGCUCAUCAGAAGUUUUUUCAAGGGAGGGUGAGGUGUAUUGUCUAUACACAAUAAUUAGCGGUUCAACCUACUACACGUCUGUCUUAAAUCCAGGUUUUGUUGAUCAGACUAAUUAUCAUCGAUUUACAUGCUUGGCUAUAACAGCAGAUGCCAAUUCAGACAAUGUUUUCGUGAGCGAGAGCGCGGGAAGCUGUGAGAGAGACCAACAGUCCACUGUACAACAACCUGACGGCAAAGCAAACUACACUUUUACACCUUAUUCCACAUGCCACGGUUCUUGUACGUUCCCCAUACAAUGGGAGAGUGUCUGGCAUGAUUCUGACAAGGGAUCCAUUGAAAUCCAAGCUCCGUCUAAAUCCGUCUCUCCUGGUUGGUCAGUCACUGCGUACUCAAAGACUGUGACGUCAUGGACCUGCCAUGCAGAGGACACAAAUCAGAACUUGUUGUUGUUCAAAUCUGAUCAUACUGUGGAAAAUGCUGGCGUUCAAUAUAAUCUUUUUAAAUGCAUUAAAUGGCGGGAAAUAACACCAUAUUCCCAUUUCUACUAUGUACAGAAUGAUGUAAAUUCAAAUGCCUUGAACGAAAGAAUAUUUAUCGAACUGUACGACCCUUCCGUGACGUCAUGGAAUACGACCACGUAUUGUAACCCUUCAUCCCCACCCAAGCUGGAGGAAUAUCACAUCAUGGUCAAGCAAGGGUUCGAGUCCCAGGCUGCCCAGCCCUGUCCUCCAGUGCUAAUUGGUCGAUUCACUUACACUCAUGACAGUGGGUCUACCCAGACAUGUAGCAGUAGUUCCUCGCUCGCUGUCUGUCCCUCUUGGGAUACUAUGACUUUUGAUUACACCAAGUGUUCAACGGAACAAGCUUUCUCAAAGGAAGGUGUCGCCAAGUGUUUGAUGUUCCUAAGUAGUGGUGCUACUGUGUUCACUUCGGUUUUGAACCCUGGUGAUGUGACGGACAGUCGUCACAGCGUCUUUACUUGCUAUGCUUUGACAAGAUCUAAUGAUACGAUAUACAUGAGUGACAAGAAAGGAAGUUGUGCUCCAGGGCAGACUCCACAAGUUAAACAGACAGCAGGGUCCGGAACUCUGACUAUGGAAGUCUUAGAUUCAUGUAUAGACGAACCAACCGGGAGCAGUGUUGGACUUUGUACUCUUCCCACUAAUUGGGACGGUGAUUGGUAUGACAGUGGCAUGGGAGAGAUUCAAAUGAGCGAACGCACAAAAUCCGUAACUUCUGGUUGGGACGUGUCAGUUUCUACAACUUCCCUUACAUCGUGGUCAUGUGUCACCAGCAAUGACACAGGAUCCUACCUACUGUUUAAAUCAGAUCAACUUGUAGACUACAAUGGAACAUUUUACAAUGCAUUUCGUUGUAUUCAAUGGACAAAAAUCACUGACAAUUCCUACAUGUAUUACCCAAUGACAGAUGAAGAAUCCUUGGCUUCAAAUACAAGGAUUAAAUUGGAAUUGUAUGAUCCAACGAAAGUACAAUGGGACACAUCAGGCUUCUGUUCUCCUACUAUUCCCCCCGACACAGAACAAUUUUACAUUCUUGUGAAAAAAGGACAAGAGUCACAGGUUAAGCAAUGGUGUCCUUCUCCUUUGCUGGCCUCCUUUACCUACAAGCACCUAACAGCAAACGGGACAGAGACCUGUACAGGGGUGUCCUCUCUAGACGUCUGUACCAACAGAACCAUCAUGGCGUUUGAUUACACCAAAUGUUCUACAACUCAAGCAUUCUCAAGUGAGGGAGUCGUUUAUUGCGUGAAAUCUCUUGUUGUGAAUGGUGUCUACUACACCAUGGUUCUGAAUCCGGGCACAGUGGACAACACUUUCUAUCACAGAUUUACUUGUUUGGCUACGACCAAAACCGGAGGUGUGGUGUUUACUACCGAUCGACCAUCCAUGUGUGCCAAGAACCAGUCAUCUACCACUGUGGUGCAGGGUGGUAGUGGUACUCUAGAAAUGAUACCAGAAGAAACGUGUGACUUUACCACUAAUGUUGACGAGAGUAAGCCUGGCGAGGGUAUUGCAACAGGGUCUGUCAUCGGUGCUGUUGUCGGUAUUCUCCUCAUCCUUAUCAUUGCUGCUGUAGUUGGAUGUAUUGUUUUCAAAUAUAUUAAACGAAAGAAAACACAACACAAUGACACCCAACAAAAGAAACCGAUGUCCGAUGAGGAUACCCCAAGAGCUUUGCAUUAUAAUGUAGAAGAGAUGAAGAAGAACUUUGCUUUGCCGCCUCUACAACAUGCAGCGCCGUCCUUGUCACGUGUCUCUCCAAAGAUCUCGCCAAAGGUUCAAAGUCUUGACCUUCCCCCACCUUCCCACCUACCCCCUGUACCCGUCAGUACGAGUACACCAGCUAAACCCAAGAAGAAAAAGAAACACAGACGAGACAAAAAGCAUAAUUAUGAAGACUCGCAUAUAGACCAAUCAAAUGGAAGCGUACCCAAACCCGAUGUGAUUAGUGGUACUUCCGCUAUUGAACUUGAGGAAGACUAUGAUGAAGCAAUAGCAGAUAUUUUAGCUACAGUAGACAAUGCUUGAUACUCUACAUGCCCAGAUUGACGAUUGAAGGUCGUUUUGACUGGUGCUGAUAAUAAAAGAAGAAACGUUUAUAUGAUAAACGUUUUCAAAAGCUGCAAUCAUGACUGUGUCUGUGAUAGACUGUUUGUCUGUUGUUGAUUUAUUGUUUCAAAUGUUGUGUUUUACAUCUUUUUUGAUAAUUAAAACCAGAUAAAAUUUU